AUGGCUGCACCCCAGACCAUGAACACGCUCAACAUCAGCGGCAAGUACGUGAUGAACAAGACUCUGAGCGAUGACUCCGACGACAUCCUGCGUCUGCAGGGCGUCGGCUGGCUCAUACGCAAGACCAUCCGCAUCACAACACUCCACCUCUACUGCAAGCACUACGUCAGCGAGACGGUCGAGCACAUCGACGUCGACCAGACGCUAAACGGCAUCAAGGGCACGGCGGAGAACCGUACCUUCGACUGGACGGAGCGCUUGGACUACGAUUACGUGUUCGGUGCGACCGUCUGCAAGUCUAAACGCAUCCGGAUCGACGAACUCGAGAAUGAGUUCUUGAAGACGGGCUGGCUCGAGGACACGAAGGAGCACGGUGGCCUCUUCACCGUCGAAUACAGCGAUACGGAGAAGAGCGGCAAGACGUGGAUUGCGGAGCAGGUCUGGGGUUUCGAAGAGGUUAAUGGCGAGAGACGACACACAAGACGUAUCGCCUUCUCCGGUCCGAAGGAGGAGAAAUUGCACACUCGGCUCGUGUACGACUACCACGGCCCUCUCUGA
Messenger RNA from Sparassis crispa, 558 nucleotides. RefSeq lists its product as hypothetical. The record is from RefSeq and is a predicted model, not a curated record. NCBI's taxonomy places the organism in Eukaryota, Fungi, Basidiomycota, Agaricomycetes, Polyporales, Sparassidaceae. Bases 1 to 558 code for a protein of 185 amino acids. The transcript is spliced from 4 exons.